Molecule: messenger RNA, 987 nt
Organism: Apodemus sylvaticus (European woodmouse)
Lineage: Eukaryota; Metazoa; Chordata; Mammalia; Rodentia; Muridae
Gene: Ms4a7
Product: membrane spanning 4-domains A7
Exons: 7
Coding region: 169-918 (249 amino acids)
Biological process (GO): cell surface receptor signaling pathway
Cellular component (GO): plasma membrane; trans-Golgi network
Source: RefSeq, a predicted model, not a curated record
ACUUCCGGGAAAAGCACAUAAAAUGCCUGAGUGUUGAAGACAGACAGUGAAACUUCUGGAGGAAACAGCUGGUGAGAGGUUGAGUCUUAGUUCUCCCAGGAGCAGAGUGCACCGGCCCAGAAGCUACAACACACAGGACAGGGCUGUGAGGACAGCAUUCUUGGCAUCAUGGGUCUACAGCUUGGCACCAAGAGCAUUGGGUGGGACUGCUUCCCAAAGGAUGUCAUUAUCCACAAAAGAGAGAAAGCUGAGCAUACAUAUGAAAAGGAAGAUGACCUGCUGAUCGGUGUGCCGAGUGAAGCCACAGUUCUUGGAACCAUCCAGCUACUAUGUGCCCUGAUGAUUGCAAGCUUGGGGGGCAUUUUGGUGUCAGCUUCCUACUCUUCCUACUUCAACCCAGAAGCCUCCACCACUUUGAUGUCUGGGUACCUGUUUAUUGGAUCCUUCAGUUUUGCCAUUGCUGGAAUUCUCUCCAUUGUCUCUGAGAAAAUCUCAACCAAACCCUUUGCACUGAGCAGCCUGGCCUCCAAUGUAGCAAGCUCUAUUGUUGCUGUGAUUGGCCUCGGCCUCUUCACCUAUUGCCUGAUAGCCCUGGGCACCACCUUUCCACACUGUAACUCAGAAAAGAAAAUCCUGUCCUUGUUGUCUUAUUUGAAAUCCCACCAUUGGAAGAAUGAAGACAAGAACUGUCACCUGGCUUAUGUCAGUGCUAUAAGUGCUUUGGGGAUGAUGCUCCUCUUCACUGUGCUGGAGGUCUUGCUAGCUGUAUACAGUUCUAUCUUUUGGUGGAAGCAAGUCUACUCCAACAAGCCUGGGGGUACAUUUUUCUUGCCUCAAUCACAAGAGCAUACUCAACUUGUCAAAAGCAAUUUGUUGCAGAAUGGAUAUGAAAUACAGAAGAAGAAAGAAGAGAUCUAGUGCAGAGCCCAGCUAGACCCUCCUGAAGCCUCAGCCUUGGUAGAUCCUAAUAAAAAGCUGAAGAAAAGC